This is a messenger RNA of Rosa rugosa (rugosa rose), 3328 nucleotides long. RefSeq lists its product as uncharacterized. The transcript has 4 exons. The record is from RefSeq and is a predicted model, not a curated record. NCBI's taxonomy places the organism in Eukaryota, Viridiplantae, Streptophyta, Magnoliopsida, Rosales, Rosaceae. The coding region runs from base 1 to 1005 and encodes 334 amino acids.
AUGGAGGGAGGUUUUAUAGCAGGUCCAAUAGGGUAUUGGUUUAGGGUUCCAGGCAGUGAACAUGGCACAGGGUACUUGCCAAUUGUGACUGAUAAGGAUGCAAUUGAUAUGUGCAAAUUUGAGGAUCUCGAUCAUAUUAGUUUCAUUGGCCAUUAUAUUGAAGAUAUAGAAGAUGGCCCAAAUAUUAUCGACCUUGAAGAUGAUGAUGAUGAUCCUGAUGUAGGGUUUGAAUAUGGACAUGGGCCUUUUUCUUUUGCAAAAGAAUUUGGAUCAACUGGUGCUGAAGAAGAGCAUGACGGUUUAGGGUCAGAUAGGGAGGUUCAUGUUGAUGAUGAUGCAGAAAGGGAAGUUGGGACUGAUGGGCCAGAUAGGGAAGUUGGGACUGAAGUGCCUGGACAUGGGCCAGAUAGUGGUGUUGGACUAACUGGGCCAGAUAGGGAAGUUGGGAUUGAUGGGCCUGGACAUGGGCCAGAUAGUGGUGUUGGGCCAACUGGGCCAGAUAGGGAAACUGGGCAAACUGGUGGUGAAGCUAGACAGAGGGCCCAUGGGCCAAAUGCAAGAGUGACACUGAAAAGUAAGAAGAGGGCCAUGGACAAAGGGAAAAGGCCUGCAGUUGAAGAAGAAGCAGUGAACAAGACUAAGAAACAAACUGCUAGGGCCAAGAAAGGAUGUGCAAAGAGGUAUUCAACAAGGUCUACUGGGGAGAGUUCUACAGCAGCUAACAGGCAGUCUGAGGAGGUAGUUAACUCGGAUAGUUCAACGGAUUCAGAUGACCCUGAUUUUGAGGGGAUAGUGGACUCAGACUAUGAGGAUAUCAGUUCAGAUGAUGAUCAACAGUUCAACAACAAUGUGGAUGGUGACCCCGGGUUAGCAGAAGAGUAUGAGCAAAUGGGGUUCGAGGGAGCUAUUUCUGAAGAUGAUUUGGAAGGUUCAGAUGGAUCUUCUAAUGAGGGUGAGGAUCGAGGCAAAUUUGCAGUGAAGUGCAGAAGAAGGUACUAUGAUUAGAGGGAGUUCAACAGGAAAUCUGACAUGAGGAAGCCUACAUUUGAACUUGGGAUGACUUUUGCUAAUUCUAGGGAGUUCAAGAGUGCAAUUAGGAAGCACUCUGUGCAGACUAAGAAGGAACUCAGGUUUCAGACAAUCACAAGCCAUAAGGUGUGUGCUGUAUGCAUAACUUCAGCGGAUUGUCCAUGGAGGAUAUAUGCUAGUUCCACUGACCUCGACAAUCCUACCAUCUACAUAAAAGGCCUGUAGCUUGAGCACAAGUGUUGUUCUCUGGCAGGCAAAGUGUAUCACAUGCAUGCACCAUUCCUGGCUAGGAGUACAUGGAUUUUUUUUUUGAAUGAUCCCAAGUGGUCAACAUAAGGUAUACAAAAUGCAGUCAACAAGGACUUCAGAAUGGAAGUGGGAUAUCAAAUGGCUUAUAGAGCCAAGGUGAAGGCAACUAAGAUGGCUCAGGGAAGUUAUGCAAACCAGUACAGCCUCUUAGAAAGCUAUGCACAUGAAUUGAAGAAAAGGAACCCAGGAAUCUCAAUUUGGAUAGCCAUUGAGUUGGAUGGGGAUUUGACUAGGUUUAAAAGAAUAUAUAUUUGCAUCGAGGCUUUGAAGAAAUGUUGGAAGAAGGGGUGCAAGCCCAUAAUAGGGUUGAAUGGUUGUCACCUCAAGGGUAUGCCUAAGGGACAGCUUUUAUCUGCUGUAGGAAUAAAUGGGAACAAUGGUAUAUAUCCUAUUGCAUGGGCAAUAGCUGAAGCUGAAAGCAGAGAAUCAUGGCAGUGGUUUCUGAAAUUUCUGAAGGAAGACUCGGAUAUACAUCACUCAAGUCACUACUCAUUCAUGAGUGACAAGCAGAAAAGUCUUGAGCAAGUAAUUAAGGAUCUGUUUCCAGACUCCCAACAUAGACAUUGUGUCAGACACAUGCAUAACAAUUUCAAGAAUGAUGGCCAUAGAGGGUUGGAGUUGAAGCAGAAGCUAUGGGCAGUGGCUAGAGCUUGUACAAUGAAGACAUAUGCAAGUGCAAUGGAAGAUAUGAAGAAGAGUUCAGUUGGAGCAUGGCAGUGGUACUUGGAUAGGCCAGCUAUACACUGGUCCAAGUCUCAUUUUCAUGAGAAAUUCAAGUGUGAUGUUCUGCUCAAUAACCAUAGUGAAAGCUUCAACAAAAGCAUUCUAGAAACAAGGAAGAAACAUAUUCUCCCAUGCUUGGAAUAUAUCAGAAUGGCCACAAUGUUGAGGUUGGCAAACAGGAGGCAAAGUGGGCCAAAUUAGAGGUGUAGAGUUGGCGCAAGGGUGAAGAAACAGUUGAAGAAACAAGCAGAGUUGGCUGCUGAUUAUAGACCAAGGGAGUCAAGUGACCUCAGGUUUGAAAUUCAAGGAAGAGGGGUGGGCUGUGCAAGUGGGGUGGUGGCACAACAUUCUGUGGCUUUAGAUAUGAAGUCUUGUACCUGUAAGAGAUGGGAUAUUUCUGGUCUUCCUUGUGGCCAUGCCAUAGCUGCAAUAUACUCAAAGGGAAGGUCCCCAGAUGAGUUUGUGGAUGACUACUUUACAAAGGAGAGGUACAUGAAGGCAUAUGAACCAAUCAUGUACCCAAUAACUGGAGUGCAGGAGUGGGAGAUGAUAAACAGGCCUAUUGCCCCACCUCUCUAUAGGAGACAGCCUGAGAGACCUAAGAUGGCUAGAAACAAAGAAGCAGGUGAAGUGGAACCACCUGCUGGAUUAACCAAGCUGCCCAGAGUUUAUUACACUCAAGUUAAAUGUGGCAUCUGUAAGAAAAAAGUCCACAAUAGGAGGACAUGUCUCAGCAGAAAUUAGGUAAUUUUAUUUGUUGUCCAUGGAGCUAUUUAUGUUGGGUUUUAUACAUUAAUUUUGUGUGUAUGCUGUAAUGUAGGCUCCAAAUGCUAAUGACCAACCUGAAGCUCAACAUGAGGAGGUUGAACAUGAGGCUGUGCAGCAGGAGGUUCAAAUUGAAGAGGUGCCAACUAAUAAUGUGCAGCAGGAGGUUCAAGCUGAGGAAAGCAUUCCAGCCCCUGAUUUUGUGCCUUUUAUGCAGUCACAACAGUCCACUAAUGUAUUUUGGGCAACACAAGUAUAUUUUUUCCCACUUCUGCAAGCAAAUUUUGUUCUAAGCUGUGCUGUUAUGGAAAUAUGUUGAUUAGUUUAGUUUGGCCAUUAUAAUGUAAUGCAAUCUAGUCAAGCUCCAGAGAGUUCCUCAUCUAGGCCUGGGUUCACAGACAGGAGGUUCAAAUCCCUUGCACACAGAAAACCAAAGACUCGGAACACAUGAAGUGACUUGCAUCAUCAUCUGAAUAGAGUAUUGUAGUGGAAAUAUAUGUAG